CAUACGUACCCACGGGUUACAUCGGCGAACUGCUCCAGGCAGACAAUCAUAUCGACCAAAUCCACCUUCUCCUUACUACGGCGGAGUCUUCUCUUCCCUCUCUUUGAUGUGCCGCUAGGUUAUAGGGUAGCACAGAACUACACCGUGUCUCACUUUAAUAUUUAAAAUUUCAGAGUUUAGCGGAAAUACAAGUUUUAACCCAAGAAGGUAAAACAUAAGAUUGAGCGCGCAGGCUCCAAAUGAAUUGGUUCAAAAUCAUGAGCAUAGUCUAGCAUGGAAAAUCUCCAUUUCCUCGGAUCAAAAUAGACUUUAGUCCUUUGGUUGCUUCAAACAAUAUCCAGCAAAUCUGCAAUCUAAAAAAAAUGUUUUGGGGAGGGGUCAGUACAACGCCACAUCGUGUACUGGUGAGGAGCCACAAAUUCAGACUAUUAUAUUUUAUCACAUAAUCACAAGGGUCCAAAAAAAUACAUAGUUAUUACUUUCAAAGUCAAGAUAAUAAAUUAUCCCAUAGUUACGUCAUUAUAUUUCAAAAUCUAUUUUCAACCUAAUACCAUAGGCCUGAAAGUUUCAAAGCAAUUUAAAAUGAAGAUUUAAUUCUUCAGUCAUCAAAACUGAUAUCUCGUUCAUGAGAACAACUAUUUCAAAGAAAUGACUUUCGAAAUCUUUCCUCUUCUUUUCGUUUAUCGAGUAACUGAUAUCUCAUUCUCGAGGAUAACUGUUUCAAAGGAGACAGAUUUAGAAAUCUUCUUCUUUUCCUUUUUAAAUCGUACAAUCUGAUGGGGAGCCCCUCUUUUGUGCUCAAGCUAACUGAUCAGGUUAUCUUGGAACACCCGCCGAGGUGUCUAAAAAUAUAUACAAUUUUAUUCUCACACUAUAGUAAAAAUAAUCCCGCAGGAUUUAUCCUUUGAUUUAGAGAAAAUUUCUCAAAAAAAGCCUUAGGGUUUUCAUGGCUAAAGCCUAACCCUAUCCCCAAAAACCUCGGCGUUAGGGCGUGCUAGUCUUAGUGGUGGCGCUAAGCCCUAACACUUGGGAGAUACUCAAAAGUAGCUCCUCUUAUUUGUGGGCUAGGAAGCAAUCACGCAUGACCCUUCCUACCCGUCCAAUAAUAGCCUCCGACACCCGGAUCUAUUAUUAUUAUGCGUCCACUUAGGGAGGCACUAUAAAACAAUCUACGGCCGAGAUUUAUCCACCGAUGGCUCUAAAGCCAUAUACCUAAGGGCCCAACUAAUAAUAGCAUCUCAGUAUAAAAUACGAAGAUCUAUUAUUAUUCUGUGUCCAAAAAGAGACAAUAUAUUCUAUCCCGCAAUUUAGUACCCGAAGGUUAUAAAAUCAUUUUCUAGACCAAAAUAAUUUGUAAUAAUAUUGAAUCCACAAGAAAGUUGGCUAUGAUCAAAAUGAGUGGCCCAAAUUGCAAAGGCCCAAGUAAUGCUUUGAGUAAACAUGAGAAUAAAAGUUGAUGGUAAAUUUGUAAACUCUAAAUUGAAAAUAGAAAUAUGCUCAAUGCUUUUAAUCCUAAAAUUUUUACGGAGCAAUAAGAAUCUAAUGGACUUCUCCGUUCUUUUUUUUUUCUUUCCGUGCGAUGAUAUCGAAGAAAACAAGAGGGAGGGAGAGCAAUUGGUGAUCACCUUCGCCGAUCGUCGACAUAGUCCUCGUCGCCCGCCGCCAACCGUCGAGUUUUCUUCUUCGCCGGCGUUCUUUCUCCGAAAUCAGGUAUUACCGAAAUCCCUUUCCUCAAAUCCGAUUCUAUUUUAUUUCAUUCCCUUGUGCUAAAUUCAUUUGAGUCCUCAUGUAGUUCCGACAGGAUUUUUAAUUCCUUCUAGGGUUGCUAUUUCUAGAUUUCACCUAAUGUAAAUUUCUGAUAAUGGGGUGUGAAAACCCUAGUUUAUGCUCAAUUCAACUGAUUCUCGAAAAUAUAUGUUUAUAUAUUCCGUAUAUUGGGGUAGAGUUUGAUUAAAAUGCUCAAUCAAUUUCUUUGCUUUGAAACAAGGAAUAUAUUCAACUUUGAAUAAUUAAGCAAAUCAUGUGUAAGAUUAAAGUGUUCAUCAUUCCUACUUUGAAAUUUGAGAAAUCGAUUUGGGUAGAAUUCCCAAGCUGUAAAAUCAACUUUAAUCUCUCGUUUCCAAAAAUUAAAUUUUAACGUCAAAGCCUUAUAGUAUUACAACAAUAUAGAGUAAAAAUCUAUUCUUUGAGAGAGUAAAGUAAACUUUUAAAAUUUUGUAAUAGUCAAUAUGAGUUUGGUGUAUGCUCAGAACCAAAUUUCACAAACAGAGACAUUAGAGGGCUAUUUCUUCAACUUUGGUAAUAACUUAGCGUAGUAGGAAUUCAUAUCUAAAAAGAUGGAUUUAAAAAUGCUCCUUAAAAAUCAACUUCUACAGAAGUAAUAAAAAUUGGGGUUUCAACGAAAUUUUAAGAAACAUCUCUAGCCUUUGAAAAAAAACACUUUUCAAAUAGAGUGUGAUAAAAUGUAUCAUUUGUUAUAAAAUCUCAUUUAUCCAUGGGUGUAGUGUUAUAUUAAUUUUAGAAAUAGUUUUAAAAUCAAUUCAACUACUUAUGAUUAUAGGCUAAAAUGUAAUAUUAAGAAUUUAUAACCCACUCACCUGAUAGUACUUUGAUGACCAUUGGAAGGUUUAGUAAUCUUUUGCGAUGGAGGUGUUCCUUCGUUGACAGUUCCCGGUCAGGAGCCCCCUUCACUUUCUCAAGAAUAUUUGUACGUUCUGCCUAGUAGCAAUUCUGACUUAUAACUAUUGAUUUUCUUAAGAUGUAGUUGGUUAUGUUUGAGAUGGAAUGAGUUCACCAUGGUAUGUAUGAGCUAGAGUUGUUAAUGGCUAUUUGAGCUACUUGAUCCCUUGCGAUCUGAUAACCAUUAUUGACUUAUAUACUGCAAAAUAUUUCUACUCCCCUUUACGUAGAAAACAUGAGUCACUACUUCAUAAAAGCUCUCACCUUCUUGCAGGAAAUUUGUGAUGGUAGUGAGCUAGGGGCCCUCUCAUUAAGUGAAGGAAAUGACAUGGCAUAGUGAGCAUAAUGUGGUAGAUGGCCUUGCAGGGAUUUUUGUGGAGGAAGCAUGUGAAGGGAAUAUGUUUUGGAUCUACUUUUUAAAUGGAGUGAAGACUUGGCUAAAUUGUGCAGGAGUUGUGUGGAGAG
This is a messenger RNA of Cuscuta campestris, 3144 nucleotides long. The record is from the annotation of a GenBank genome assembly. Lineage: Eukaryota; Viridiplantae; Streptophyta; Magnoliopsida; Solanales; Convolvulaceae.